This is a messenger RNA of Aspergillus tubingensis, 1680 nucleotides long. RefSeq names its product Zn(II)2Cys6 transcription factor domain-containing protein. The transcript is spliced from 3 exons. Gene Ontology annotation, molecular function: zinc ion binding; DNA-binding transcription factor activity, RNA polymerase II-specific. Lineage: Eukaryota; Fungi; Ascomycota; Eurotiomycetes; Eurotiales; Aspergillaceae. The coding region runs from base 1 to 1680 and encodes 559 amino acids. Gene Ontology annotation, biological process: regulation of DNA-templated transcription. The record is from RefSeq and is a predicted model, not a curated record.
AUGAAUGCGGAGGACUCCUCCCCGCACCAGCGGCAACGGUUUGGAUCUACCAGGUCGCGCAAGGGCUGCAUUACGUGUCGGAUCCGUCGCGUCAAAUGUGAUGAACGCAAGCCGGCUUGUCUUCGAUGUACAAGUACGAACCGGAAGUGUGAUGGUUAUAUGACCAUGCCUUAUUCGAUACGCAUCGCAAAGCAAUUGGCACAAGUAACUGCGUUUGUCAGUCCGGCUGAGUCCCGAGCCCUCGAGUUCUUCUUUCGCAAGUCUGCAGCGCAUCUGGCCGGUUACUUCACUGCUUCGUUCUGGACCCGCACGGUUUUACAGCUCAGCCUGACAGAACCUACGAUCCGCCAAGCUAUUGCUGCGAUUGGGUUUCUGUAUGAAGCGGAGGGGAUGUCUACGACUCCGGCAAUGGCAGAACGUUGGCAAUCUUCCAAGUCCGACUUGGCACUACAUCUUUAUAACCGGGCCAUCCGCACCACCAUUGAUAAGGUUUCAUCAGGCAUAGACGCUGUGCCCCUAGUCAUAGCAGCCAGCAUUUUAUUCGCAUCCCUCGAGUUUCUCCGAGGAAAUGCUACCGGGGUUACAUCGCAUAUCACAAGCGGGCUGAACCUGGUGCGGUCCUGGCGGGCGCAUCGAGAGCGAUCCGGCUGCACCAAGAGCUCUCAGACACAUUGGGUGGAUGCUGAAUUGGCCCCUAUAUUGAACUCUUUCUCUUUGAAUACAUACGAGAAGUCGGCACUCAAACACCUCGUCAGUGCGCCACAAGAAAAAGUACAUGUCAAUCCCGUAGAUGCUCAAGGAAAGCUUUUAUUGAACUGGCGGUUCCGAACAUUCCAUCAGGCACGCAUCGCCCUCCUCGACUUGAUGCUUUACUACAUCGGAAAAUUCCCCGACCGGCAAGAGUUGGCCAGACUGACGAACCUCCCGCACUCACCCGUACAGCAAUGGGCCGAAACUUUUGAGCAUGCCGCCCAACGAUGGGUGGCAAGCUUUGAAUUGCUAGUGCAGCGGAAGCAGUCGGAAUGCGGGCCGGCCAUAAAAAACGAGAUUGAUGCUACUCGCAUGUUCUGGUAUUGUUACCGUUUAGGACUUGAUCGGUAUCGUGUGGCCAAUGAAUCCGGCUGGGAUGACUUCCGCACUGUCUACGAGGAUAUUGUCUCAAUUGCCGAGCGUCUGCUCAGUGACUCAGACCGCUACCCGGAUGAUGUCUCCAAAACGAUAAAUCUGGACGUACAGCUGUUGUAUCCGUUGCAGGCUGUCGCCUGGAAAUGCCGCUGGCCGGACCUUCGCCGUCGAGCCCUGGAUCUGCUACAACGGAUUCCUAAGCAAGAACUGAUCUUCUAUACCCCAAACUAUCACGCCGUUUGCACACGGAUCAUGGAGCUUGAGGAGGGUACAUUGUACAAAGAGAUGCUUCCCCCAGAUCACGCCCGUAUCUACAGAUUUGUCAUUAGCCCUACUCCUGCGACGACGGCUGAUCACCCUGUUUACUCCAUCACGUUUACCACUUUUCCACAGGGCCGAAGUAGCGAGCCACACUUUCACACAGAAUCGCUCUGGCUUCACCCCUCGCAAGCGGGGGUCACGACAACUGUGCCACCUGUUGAUAUGAUGAAACGCCGUGACUGGCCACCGGUCGCCCGAACGGAUGCUCACCUGCAACAUGUUUUGUGUGGAUAA